Xylaria bambusicola is the source of this 2392-nucleotide messenger RNA. Its product is annotated as Alpha/Beta hydrolase protein. The coding region runs from base 239 to 2212 and encodes 657 amino acids. The transcript has 2 exons. Gene Ontology annotation, molecular function: glycerophospholipase activity. NCBI's taxonomy places the organism in Eukaryota, Fungi, Ascomycota, Sordariomycetes, Xylariales, Xylariaceae. The record is from RefSeq and is a predicted model, not a curated record. Gene Ontology annotation, biological process: piecemeal microautophagy of the nucleus; macroautophagy; neutral lipid catabolic process.
CAUCCAUCAUCUGUCCAUACAAUCAAUACACCACCUCACUCACUCUUCUUCGCCUUCUCUAUUAUCAUACAUACAUACAUACAUAAACAACCUUACCAGGCAACCAUCGGGGGUUUCAUCUUGGUUCUUUCAUUCGAUCAACUCCUCUUUUCCAUAAGUCAGUCCAUCGACCGUUAACUGUUUCCAGCCUUGGACCCUGCCAUUGCCGUGUUCGUCUGCCUAAAGCCGAUCGAUCACUAUGAGACCGAGCCGGAGACGGUCAACAUCAACAACUUGCGAUUCGGCUGGUCGCAUAACCGCCAAUCUUGUUCUAUCUUUCCUAGCCAUAUCCGCCGCUUCUCCCGCGGCUGCCUCUAUAUACAACACCGAUUCCAUAUUCUCAGAUACUCCGAUAUUAGGCCCGUUAGUGCCGGAACCCCCUUCUCCUGCUGACCACACCUUCACUCUUCGUCAUAUCCUCCAUCACGGAACCUAUCAACACCCUGGACUCCAUCGAAAACGGGACGUCCACCACUCAGAGGCCCAAGUAUGGCUCGCCGCCGAAGAUGGCCAUCCUGCUGAACAGAUCACGGCCCUAAAGGCCAAGAGCCGUGCCCAGAGGAUAGAACGCUUGGUUGAUAGACGGCCAAGCACCGUGGACCCUUUGGUUGCUGCAGCCCGCCAGCGAGGCUAUGUGUUUGCGAGCUCCCCGUCCGCCUGGACCAUUGACGAUGUGCCCGCCCCUGACGUUACCGAUAAGGAGACUGUCCUCACCAUGGCUUUGAUAGUGGCGAACGCCUACGUGGAGUCACCCGCAUUACCAGACUGGGACGAGGUUGGCGAACCGUUUAACCGAUCUGCCGAUUUCGGCUGGGAGUCGGAUGGGCUACGUGGGCACAUUUGGGCUGAUGAGACUAAUUCGACCAUCGUCAUCGGUCUAAAGGGCACCUCGCCCGCUGUGUUUGAUGGCGAAGGGACAACCACAAACGACAAAAUUAAUGAUAACCUUUUUUUUAGCUGUUGCUGCGGCCAGCAGGGUCAGUGGACCUAUAAGCAGGUUUGCGAUUGUGCUACGGGAACAUACAGGUGUAACAACACUUGUGUCCGAAAAGCCUUGACCGAAGAAAAUCGCUACUACCAGGCCGCUAGGGAGCUCUUCGCUAACGUAACCGAACUUUACCCAAACACCAACAUCUGGGUUGCCGGUCACUCACUUGGCGGCGCCGUCAGUUCUAUGGUUGGUCUCACCUACGGCGUACCCGUCGUUACAUUCGAAGCUGUUCCAGAAGCACUAGCGGCCUCGCGUCUCGGGCUACCCAUCCCUCCCCACGCUGACCCUGAGUUCCCUCAAACCCGUCAGUAUACGGGAGCAUACCACUUCGGUCAUACCGCGGAUCCCAUUUACGUCGGUACAUGCAAUGGUGCCACCGCGUCAUGCUCCUAUGGUGGCUAUGCCUUGGAAACGGCUUGCCAUGCAGGGUAUGAAUGCACUUAUGAUACCGUAGCUGACCAUGGCUGGCGUGUGGGGAUUGGCACUCAUAAGAUUCGUUCAGUGAUCAACGACGUGAUCAAGAAGUAUGAUACGGUGCCAGAAUGCCAAUACACUCCGGAGUGCCGAGACUGCGCGUCAUGGAAGAUGUAUGAAAGCAAUAGCACAGAUGGAACAACAACAACCACAAGUAGCUCGACGUCCACUAAGACUCGCACUCGUACGGCGACCUGCGAGACUCCUGGAUGGUGGGGCUGUAAUGAUAAGACUACGACUGACGCGACGACCACUACAACUUCCGAAACCACAUCAACAUCGACGUGUAAGACCCCGGGUUGGUUUGGUUGUAAUGAUAAAACCACAACCACAGAGACAACGUCCUCUCAGACUACCCCGACCAUUACUUCAACGACGACGUGUGCUACACCUGGUUGGUUUGGGUGCAAUGACGAGACAAGCACCAAUUCCCCCCAUAGUACCGCCACUGCUACGUCGACAAGUUGUGCUACACCAGGCUGGUUCGGCUGUAAAGACACAACUACCAGAACGCCGACAACAACUACACAGUCUCACGAGAUCACAUCACCACCACCCAUGCCUACAGAUACCUCUACUGGACAAUUACCAGUCACUGUCCCGCCAAAAUCACAUUGCAUUGAAAGACAUUGGUACGGAACAUGUAAGAAGUGGGCACCAGAUGGCGAAGCAAACGCGCCCGGAAGGUGGGAGAAUGAUGAGAUUUAGGAAAGACACUUUGCAUUUGCAUUCUUUCACAAAUUAGAUGGUUAUUACGAGCUUUUGUACAUACACAUAACCUACAUUUUAGAUAACGAGGCCGGCGAGUCAACGACAAUCAACGCAUUUACAUAUAUAUAUAACUACAUAUUUUUUCUAGAAUAUUAAAGUAAUCACAUGGGAUAUGGU